Molecule: messenger RNA, 840 nt
Organism: Danio aesculapii
Lineage: Eukaryota; Metazoa; Chordata; Actinopteri; Cypriniformes; Danionidae
Product: C-C chemokine receptor type 8-like
Exons: 1
Coding region: 1-840 (279 amino acids)
Biological process (GO): phospholipase C-activating G protein-coupled receptor signaling pathway; positive regulation of Rho protein signal transduction
Cellular component (GO): membrane
Molecular function (GO): G protein-coupled receptor activity
Source: RefSeq, a predicted model, not a curated record
AUGAAUACAUCUACAGCAACCUUCAGCUCUCCUGAAGUCUCUACAAACUCCACAACUCCGUUAUUCGAACUCAUUGACUAUCUGGAAACCACUGUGUACAGUAUCAAUUUAUUGUUUAGCUUACCUUUACACUGCUAUAUCAUAUGGCACAUUGUCACACAAACAGUAAAUGGAGCUGCAUCAGAGUUCUUUAACCUCAACCUGUCUGUUUGUGAGAUUGGUAUUUGUAUGAAUAGCUUCUUCUUCAUACUGUCAAAGUGGUUUUCAAGUUGUGAGGCAUUGGAUCGCUUUUUUAUGGGACUUACAUUCACCGGUCGUCCUCUGUUCCAGUGUCUGAUGUGUGUUGAGCGUUACCUGGCAGUGGUUCAUCCUGUAACCUUUCUGAAGUACAAACCUCUCAGAUAUAGAGCGAUCUGCUGUGCUGCAGCCUGGAUGAUCGCUCUCGGUUCUUGCGCACUCUGCUUAUAUACUUUAACCUUAAACAAAACUCAUGAACAUGCAUGGUUUUCAUCAGUGGAGCUCACACUGAUCAUCUCAAUCCAGUUGUUUUGUCUUGUGGCUGUUCUCAAAGCUCUGAAGCAGUCAGGACCAGGAGAGAGAAAGAGAGAGAAAGAGGAAAACCUCAUGAAGAGAAGAGCGUUUCAUCUCAUUCUGAUAACUACUGUGAACAUGAUUGUCCUAUAUUUCCCAUUUGCGGUCACAUCAGUCUCUAUCAUUCUGACAGGAAAGAGUACUCCGACAGUUUGGAUCACUGGCCUAAGUUGUUUUCUUCUGGCUGGUUUUGUGCAGCCUUUUCUUUAUCUGCGCCGUGCUGGAAAACUUUUCAUCUGUUCCUCAUGA